This is a messenger RNA of Schistocerca americana (American grasshopper), 6027 nucleotides long. Its product is annotated as cadherin-87A. Bases 234 to 5987 code for a protein of 1917 amino acids. NCBI's taxonomy places the organism in Eukaryota, Metazoa, Arthropoda, Insecta, Orthoptera, Acrididae. The record is from RefSeq and is a predicted model, not a curated record. The transcript is spliced from 39 exons. Gene Ontology annotation, molecular function: calcium ion binding. Gene Ontology annotation, biological process: homophilic cell-cell adhesion. Gene Ontology annotation, cellular component: plasma membrane.
GCGGUCGAGCUGGUGAUGUAAAGUGUAGCUGUGGAGCAGGCCGACACUGCCCAACUCCGAGCGUCUCGUCUCGCCUACGAGUCUGACAUGUGACAACUACCGUCGCCCGACACAACGCUUCAACUGUUACGCCAUCGACAAGACUGCUGCUGAGGACACCCAUCGCCUAACGUGCGAGGUCUAUUGAAUGCGCGCGGUGGCGCACUCCCGCCCAGACAGAAGAGGAUCACCCAAUGACGUGGCUUCUGGCAGCCUUUGAACAGUGCCGGCAGAUGGAGCGCGCGACGCUGCUGGCUGUGCUGCUGCUGGCCUGUGCGGCUGCGCCAUGCGCUGCCAACCAGCCACCAGUACUGACGAGGGAUAUGGAUGGGCUGGUGGUGUCAGAGGGUGUACCAUUGGGAGAAGAAGUGUACCAGUUGCAGGGCAGUGACCCCGAGGGAUCACCACUUCGCUAUGGCCUCUCUGGCACUGACCGCCUCGCUGUCAACCCCAUCACAGGCUCCGUCCGUGUCGCUAAGCCUCUUGAUCGUGAGGUAAAUGACACCCUGAAGCUGUUUGUGACACUGGAAGAUGAAGUGGAAGAUGGAAAUAACAACAUAGUUACAGUGCCAGUCACCAUCAUCAUUGUUGAUGAGAAUGACAAUCCGCCAGUUUUCAAAGGUGAGCCCUAUGAAGUGGUUGUUCCAGAAGACACACCUGUGGGAAACACUGUCUUCAGUGGAAUUCAAGUUGAAGAUCCUGAUGUGAUCGGUGAAGUGCUAGAAGUGACGUGCCACAAUCUUCCACAGUUUCCAGAUUCCUGUACCAAGUUCAGAGUUCUGCCAUUGAAUGCAAGUGAGAGAAGUUUCAGUGGAGCCAUCGUCCUCCAGCAGGCACUGGAUUAUUCAGAGCAGCAAAUCUACCAAAUACUGCUAGUUGCUAAGGAUGGUCAUUUCAAGAGCAGUACAGGAAUGGAACUGAGAGUUGGUGAUGUCCAGAACACUCCACCAGUGUUUCUUGGCUCUCUCACAGGUGUGGUAAAAGAAGAUGCUCCCAUUGGAACUCUUGUAAUGACAGUCCAAGCUCGAGAUGGUGAUCGAGGACAGCCUAGGAAGGUUGUUUAUGAAUUAGUGACAAAUCCAUUAAACUACUUCCUGCUGGAUCCUGAAACAGGAGAGCUACGCACAGCAAAACCAUUGGACAAAGAAGCUCUAGAGGAUUCCACUGGUGUUUUGACACUUACUGUGAAAGCUCGAGAAGUUGUAAAGGAUAUAAGUGAAAAUGAUCCACUAACAGUAACCACCGCAAAAGUUACAGUCACUAUAAAGGAUGUUAAUGAUGAGGCUCCAAGGUUUAAUAGCCGUGAAUACAGCAUUACAAUCCCUGAGAAUGUGCCAGAAGGAACACCACUGCCGCACUUGGAUAUGAAUGUGGAAGACCCUGACGUGGGCAACAAUUCUGUGUUCAGUUUGCGACUGGAAGAUGUCUCUGGAGCGUUUGAUGUUGAGCCAAAAUCAGCAACUGGAUCCACUCCUGUAAGCAUCCGAGUUUCCAAUGGCUCACUGGAUUACGAAAAUCCAAAUCAGAGGAAAUUUAUACUGCUGGUGAUAGCUGAGGAGCAGCUUACUAACCCCAGACUCUCUUCGACUGCGACUGUCACUGUAACUAUCACAGAUGCUAAUGACAAUGACCCAACAUUCGAUCGUGAAUCUUAUACUGCAUCUGUGUCUGAGAUGAGUUCACCGGGCACUGUGGUCACAACUAUUACAGCAAAGGACAGAGAUAGUGGGCAGUUUGGUGAAAAUGGCAUUAUUUAUCAGCUGGAUGGUACAGGGGCAGACAAAUUUAUGGUUAAUAACCGAACAGGAGUGAUAACAGUAGCAGAUUGUGCAACUCCUGGUAAGGACCCAUGUCUAGAUUAUGAAUCAAGGCAUGAGUACUUGCUGACGUACAAGGCAACAGAUGACAAUGGAGAGGGCCAUACCACAGCUGUUCCAGUCAGAAUCCUACUCAUUGACAGCAAUGACAAUGCACCACAGUUUACAAAUAAUAAUUAUCUUGUUGCCAUUGAUGAAGGCGCCAGUAAUUUUGAACCACCACUGCAAGUUCAGGCAAGAGACACUGAUGUAACUUCUGAGAUAACAUACUCAAUAGUAGAAGGAAAUGUUAAGAACCUGUUUGAAAUUAAUCCUCAUACAGGAGAAAUUACAGUUCGUGCAGCUAGUGGCCUUGACAUGACCAAUGUUACAAGUGAUGUAAUUACAUUAACAGUACAGGCUAGUGACGGAGUAUUUGCAAAUACAGCGACAGUGCGUAUUACAGUUCGUGAUGUAAACAACAAUAGCCCAGUGUUUGAGAGGGAGAGUUAUGUUGCUUCAAUACAGGAAGAUUCCCCCAUAGGAACAAGCAUUGAGACCACACAUGCAAGUGAUGCAGACUCAGGUGUUAAUGCACAGAUAAAGUAUCGUGUGCAGAAAGGAGCAUUUGAUGAUUUUGAAAUUGAAGAGGACAGUGGACUGGUGAAAGUAACAAAGAAGUUAGAUUAUGAUAGAAGAAGCCUAUACAACAUUGAAAUAAUAGCAAUAGAUGGAGGUACACCUGCACUUACAGGAACCACAACUCUGACCAUCAGUAUCAUAAAUAGCAAUGAUAGAGAUCCAUUUUUUGAACCUUCAACACAAAGGGCAGAGAUCUCAGAAGAUGCAGUUCCUGGUACUAUAUUUUACACCUUACAAGCUCGGGAUCCAGACGUCAAUAGCUCGGAUGCACUCAAUUUUGAAGUUUCAGAGCCAAUUACAGCUGUCGAUUGGAAUGGGAAACAAGUGGAGCAGAAUAAUGCUUUCAAGUCCUUCUUUGCCGUUGACCGAGAAACAGGUGAAGUGUCGGUUGCCAAAACACUUAUGCGAGAUAUUGCAUCUGUGGUUAGACUAACUGUUGUUGUCACUGAUGUAACAGCUCCAUCACUCCAGCAAGGCAAAGGUAUAUUGGUUAUUACCAUCAUUGAUGUGAAUGACUAUCCUCCAACAUUUGCUAAACCAUGGACUGUUCAAGAUCCUCAUUACACUGUUGACAUACUGGAAGAACAGCCUCCUGGAACUAUAAUUGAUACUUAUACCGCAACUGAUGUAGAUUCAAAGAUUGCUGCAUAUGCAAUCGAACCAGAAAAUGAAUACUUUACAAUUGACAAUACGACUGGAACUGUGCGAACUAAAAAGAGGAUUGAUUAUGAAAAAGUAAAGCAACUGAAUUUUACCGUAGUUGCUUAUGAUUCAGGAAUACCACAAAUGUCAUCAACAGCAGAUGUAGUGGUGAAUGUCAUCAAUGUUAAUGACAUGGAUCCCGUGUUCUCAAAGACUUCAUACGAGGCAGAGGUGCUGGAGAAUUCGCCUACUGGUACUCAUGUCAUCACAGUCACAGCAAAAGAUGGUGAUGAAGGUGUAUUUGGAAGAGUGACAUACAGUCUGGCUGGUGAACACAGUGCUGAUUUCAAAGUGGGUCAGGAGACUGGUGAGAUCACAGUGGCAAACCCUCAGUUGCUGGAUCGUGAGACACUGCCCAGGGUUACAGUGCAGGUUAUAGCCAGCGACAGUGCCCCACCAGAUCAGAGGAGAACUGUUGCAGUUCCAGUCUACAUUAAACUACUUGAUGAAAAUGAUAAUCCACCAGUAUUCAGUCAGAGAAAUUACCCAGCACUGAUAGUGGAUAACCUACCACUCCAGCCACCACCACCAAUUGUGAAGUGCCAUGCAGAGGACCCUGAUGAGGGAGUUAAUGGAGCAGUUCGAUACAAAAUAAUUUCUGGAAAUGAGGGUGAUGUUUUCCACCUAGAUCCAGUAUCUGGAAUAUUAUAUGCUACAACAUCACUUGUCGGAAAACCAAGGAAGUUCCACAUAGUGGUAGAGGCAAGAGAUGGCGAUGGUCUCGGAAAACAUGCGGAUAAUGCCACUGUGGAAAUAAAAAUACUUUCUGUGAAUCAGAAUAAACCAGAAUUUAUAAUGCCUGCUCUUGCCAAUGCCACAGUUGAGGUUCCUGAGAAUGCUGGCAUCGCAAAUUAUUUGGUCAUGACAGUGAAAGCUGUUGAUAAAGAUUCUGGAGAAAAUGGCCGAAUUAGCUACCAUCUCAGGGUUGGAAAUAACAUAACACAGGAAACUAAUGAGUUCUCUAUCAAUGCUGACACCGGUGAACUAAGAACUAAAAUAAUUUUGGACAGAGAAGUUCAAGCUAAGUAUGAAUUAGUUCUUGUUGCUAAGGACCAUGGUUCACCAGUUCCUUAUGAAACAAUGCAUUUCUUAACAGUACUUCUAGUAGAUACAGAUGACAACAAGCCAGAGUUUCCACUGGAUGAUACAGUGAAUCCAUACAAGUUCCGUGUAGUAGAAAACACACCGGCUCCACAACUUAUUGGCAGGGUAGAAGCUAUUGACAGAGAUGAAGGGCAACAUGCACGCAUAUAUUAUUACAUUAUUUCUGGGAAUGAAGAAGGAGAUUUCUAUAUUGAUAAGACCGAUGGUAGUCUCUAUGCCAAUAAAUCAUUUGACCGUGAAAAAGAAGAGUUAUACAUAUUGCACAUCAAAGCUACAAAUGAUCCUGAUUAUUAUACUACCCAGGAAGAGAAAGCAAAACUAACCUUUGAGAGAGACACCAGUAUAGCACAAAUACAAAUAACUGUACUGGAUGUAAAUGACAAUGCCCCACAUUUCUUGCACAGUGAUUAUUAUGCAGGCAUAAAUGCAAUGGCAAACGUCAAUGAAUUUGUGUCAAAGCUGUCUGCAACAGAUCCCGAUUUGGGAGAUAAUGGCACUGUUCUUUAUUACAUUGCUGCAUCAAAUCUAUACAAAUAUGGAGCAAAUAAAUCAUCAGGUUCUAUUAUACCUUCACCAUUCAACAUAAGCGAGGAAGGAAAACUAGUCACUGCAAAUUACAUGGCUGAAUAUAAUCAGGACAGAUUUGUGCUUAAUAUUGUUGCUAGAGAAAAGGCUCCACCAGAAAGAGAAGCAACAGCAAAGGUCCAUAUUUGGAUCUUUGAGCCUGAUCAGCUUAUACGUGUGAUACUUUCUCGACCACCAGAAGCUGUUAAUGAAGACCGGGAUGAAAUAGUUGCAGAGUUGUCUAAUAUCACCAAAAGCUUGGUUGUUGUAGAUGAUAUCAGAUAUCAUGUAGACUCCAAUGGACAUAUACAUCAUGAUUGGUGUGACAUGUAUAUGCAUGUUGUUGAUGAGAGUACUCAAACAAUUGCACCAAUAGCUGAGGUUUUAAAAGUGAUUGAUGCAAAAUAUGAUUAUUUGAAGAGCUACUAUGCAGGAAUUUCAAUUCAGAAUGUUGUGCCAGCAUUUGUUGGAGUGCAGGAGGAAGCAUUUGAUCCAGCACUUGCUGCACUCAUUGCCCUUAUAAUUGUUCUUUUUGUGGGCUCAAUAACAUUUGUUGUUGUUUGCUGCUGCCUGAGACAUUGGGUCAUUACUGUACCAACAGAUCUGAAGAAGAAAGAAGCAUUGAUUAAGAAAGAAAUUCUGGAUGAGCUUAACACAACAGAAAAUCCGCUGUGGAUAGAACAGAAACUGAAAUUAUAUGAAGAGCAGGAAUUGACAAUGCAAGUGUUCAGUGAGCCAGAUAUGAUGGCCUCACAACAACCUGGAGGUGAUGGUGGAAACACAGGGCAGUUCACACAGGCUGACAACACCUAUGCAACAAUCCGGCAGCCAGCUCGGCAGGGCUCCCCGAAUGCAUCACAGCCAUUACCCAGUCAUCAAGCCUCAACUGGGGAACUGGCUGACUAUGCCACUUUGUCUGGUGGUGGCAUAGAAGCUGCACGUGGUGGGAAUAGUGCCCACGGGUCUUUGAGAGGAAUGCCACAGCAGAUGUUUGAAGCUAGCCUUGGAUUUCAAGGUUCAACUUUUCAAGUCCCUGAGCAACAUCAGAAUUCAAAUAGUAAUUCUGAUGGCUUCAGAUCACGAACAGCAUUGACUAUAAAUAAGGAUGGACAACCUGAAUUUGUUGCAGAACUCAUAUAAGUCUGAGAAGACCUCUCCAGUGAAGCAUGAAUAUGGUACU